UUGUCUGUCCAUUGAUGUUGUCAGCAUUGUUUUUGUCCCCCUCUAGUUUCUCAGGUUCUUCGUGCCUUUUAGAUUUUGCUUACCCUCCUUAAUAAAAGGACUUUUUUUCUUACAACCUCUCUCCUGCCUCGAGUCGUUCUGGGUUUCUGCAUUUUGGGUACGACCUCCUUCUGCCACAACAUGACAUAUUUUGGGGAUAUAUAAAUCCUUUAGGUGAAAUACAGACUCGGAUUAUUUGUUGAUGGAAUGGUAAAGGUUCAAUCAAUAUUUACAAAAUUCAAUCUUGUAUUUAACCACAACUGUUUUUCUUUGAGCUCAAACUAAUUUUGGUUGCACGUUUAUUGCUUUAAAUAUUAACUUGUUAAACAGAGUAAAAUUGUAGUACUUUUUACUGAUUUUCUACUCUCACUAAUUCCCAUAAGAAAUAUAUUUUCAAAUGUGAGUGCGUGGCAGCUUGUUGGAAUAAAUACUUUAAUAUGCCUUCUUAAAUCACAUUGUUUUUACUUUGUCUUUACCAUUCUGUCUGAUUUACUUAGAAUUGCUGCAUUCUUGGAGAUUUAGACCAAUUUUGCUGAGCAUGAUUUGUUUUGUAACGUAAAGGUCAAGUAUGUUCCUCAACGUGACCAGAAAUUAACUUUUUAAUUUGCAGACGCAAACACUCCAUCUGUCUGGUCUCCAAACAUGAAAGCACUGCACAAGGCCUUGUCAUCGGAUAAAGGAGAUAUUAUAAUUCCUAGCUACCUUAUCGUGGCUAGAACAAAAGUCAUGCGGGAGGCGAGACUUUUGCACUCACUCUGAAUAAAGUGCAUCUUCCUGGAAUCAUAAAUGACUUUUUAAAACUUGAUAAUUACAUUAGUGUCAUAUAAUCAUCUUUUAUUAAAUCCUGAAGUGUUUGAAUAAUGUGUUCAUCAAUCAAUGAUGUGUUAAAAUGAAUAUUUUUUCUUGUAAUGAUUAAUUUCAGAUCUUAAACUACACAAGAUCAGUAUUUGUUGGUUUAACAAGUUAAUCUGUCAGUAUACUCACACAUCAUGAGAUUAAUAUUUAGGUUUUAACAUUCACUUCACAUAACUGUUAUAACAUUUGCACUUCACACAAAGAGUUGACCUCUCAAUAUCUGUGAAGGAGUGACUUUCUGAGGUCUUUGUUAAUGCCCUCUUUACCCUCUCAGGCUCAAAAUAAGUUUUGAUAAAAAUGACGACCAACUAAGUGUCUCAGGGGUACUUCUGAAUUUAAAAAUGCUCAUGAAAUACGUUUGUGGAGUAACCAGGUAGGUAGGUUUUAACGUUGCAAAUCUGCAACGCCUUCCUUGGGUAAACGUGUCAAAUUCCAAUUUGUCUAAGUUUACAAACAAAAGUUAAUGAAAGCGAAAACACUUCCUAGUUCACCCAGUCUUCACCAUUCACUCGAUAAGGCCAAUUGGUUGAACAAGCAUUUUCAGACCAUCCUAUCUUUUGACCUCAAGGUCAAAGCCUCUGCAAUGCUUUUGAGUGAUUUUAAACAAAAUGACUCUUUUAAGAGCCACCCGAUACCUCAGAUAGACAUUCUAACCUGCAGACCCUGGUUGCACAUCAUGGCUGGACUAACAAUCUAAAUUAAAAUGACUUUUUUUCUUGAGAGCCAAAGAAAAGUUUCCACCACGGUGGACAAUGAAGUUUAUUGUAUUCUAAAAAGGAACUGCAUCUCUUUAGUUUCCUGUGGUCUCGACGUCCUGUGAACCUCACUUUCAUUCAAACUGCCACACAAUGGGUGCGUAAACCCUGCACAAUUGUGUCAGAUGGUUUUAUGAAUAAAUCUCUAGCUUAUCAAACCAUACAGAAAAAUGUGAUUUUACCAUCCAGACUCCACAAUCUCUCUAAGAUAUUUAUAAGGUUUUGCUAAAAAAAAAUCUAGCUUUCAUUCCGUCAUUCCAUUCAUCAUCUGUUAUCUGUACAAGCAUAAUGUCAUUCAUACGUUGUCAUGUACAAUCAUUAAGUUUAGGAAAAGAGAAUAAAAAUAAUUGUUAUAAAUGUAUGCUUGACUCUUUCUGAAUUAGUUUGAAGUGUGUGUUCCCUGAAUAAGUCAUACUAAAGUCUUCUGAUUAAAUAUUCAAAGACCAAUCAGAUUGAUAUUUCAUAUUUAUAUGUACUAUUACAUAUUAUUGAUCAUGUACUAUAUGUAGUAAAUCCUUAGCUGCAGUCUUCUGAGCACUCCACUAUUUAUAUAACCAUGAAUCUGAAAUAAUACUUUUGAUUGAGGAAGGGAGUUGCUCAAACGCUAGCCUUGGUGCUGAAACCGUUUUAAUUGUUUUCAUAGCAGGCAAAAACUUUUCUGUCAGUGUCUUUUUUGCUUAAUGAUGAUGUUAGAACCAUGCCAUCAUACUUUUUAGUUCUAAAUGUUUAAAGCGUGUGCUGCCUGUCAUAUCUUCCAUCUACUAAAUGUUGUCCUACUUCUAAAUAAAGAAUUAGUUUCUUCAUCUAAAUAUUAUUUUAAAUUCAUUAUCAUUAAAUAACAUGUAGACUUGCUUCUGAAGUAAAAGGAAAAAACGCAUGGUGGCAGUGUAAAAUACAAUUUCACUCUGAAACAUAUGCCGGGGUGGAUCUGUGGUUCCACCUCGUUAUUAUUGUCUGGGGUUCGGUGAGUCUCGUCUUUGUGGCUGCUCUGUCCAAAGGAUCGGUUUCUGCUCGCUUUUGGUUAUGGCUUAAUUAAAAAUUGAUGCUUGGAUCUUGCUUUAAUUGAAGAUUUUUUUCUCAGUGUGGUGGAUUACUGAUGAAUCUGAGGUGAAUAUGGAACAAAGACGAGGCGAGCCGAAACGGGCGCGAGGAUAUCUGGUUGGAUCCGUUGUCGCGCUGCUUUUGUGGAGCGUCGCCUCUGCGCAGCUGAGGUACUCCAUCUCAGAGGAGGUGAACGAAGGAACUGUGGUGGGAAACAUAGCAAAGGAUCUGGGAUUAGAUAAGAGCUCUCUACGAGACAGGAGGUAUCGGAUUGUUUCCAGUGACGCAGACCCUCUUUUUCAUGUGAAUCAGAAUGACGGAAUCCUCUACGUGAGCAGAAAGAUAGACAGAGAAAAGGUGUGCGCGCAGGGCGGCGCGUGUUCAAUUAACCUAAAAACCGUGCUGGAAAACCCACUGGAGGUCCACUACGUCCGGGUGGAGGUGAUGGAUGUUAACGAUCAUUCUCCCAGCUUCCAGGAGAAUGAAACCACGCUGGAGAUUUCAGAGUCCGUCUUGCCUGGAGCGCGAUUCCAGCUCCGAGCAGCAGGGGACCCAGAUAGCGGUCAUCUCUCUGUGCAGCAAUAUAAACUCAGCCAAAACGAGCAUUUUCGUUUGGAAAUUAAAGAUAAAGAAGAUGACGGUAAAAUACCUAUACUGGUUGUUCAAAAACCAUUAGACAGGGAGACAGCAGGGAGCCACUUAUUGGUUCUGACAGCUUUAGAUGGUGGAAAACCUCCAAACACCGGUACAGUGAAUAUAAUAAUAAACGUUUUGGACAUUAAUGAUAACGCACCAGUUUUUUAUGAUGAUAAUUAUCCCAUUAUGCUGAAUGAAAAUCCCAGAUCAGGAACAAAAGUCACAAAAGUGAAUGCAACAGAUUUAGAUGAAGGGACAAACGGAGACGUGGUUUACUCAUUAAGCAAAACUAAUAAACCAUAUAUUCUAAACCUGUUUGAAAUGAAUCCAGUUACAGGUGAACUUUCAGUCAAAGGUUUUAUAGACUAUGAGGAGAAAGAUAAAUACGAGUUAGAAAUUCAAGCAUCAGACAGAGGUUUUGCUCCUCUCACAACAGAAAAAAGCGUUAAAAUUAAAGUAAUUGACAUAAAUGAUAAUGCUCCUGAGAUUGAAGUGACCUCAUUUUCUAGCUCCAUCCCUGAAGAUUCUAGACCAGGAACUACUGUUGCUCUGAUCAGUGUAAACGAUCUGGACUCUGGUCUUAAUGGAAAAGUUAUUUGCUCGAUAAAUCAGGAAGUUCCUUUUAGUUUAUCUCCAUCCUUACAAGAUAAAAUGUUUUCAAUUGUCACCAAAUCUCCUUUAGACAGAGAGAAACAGUCUCAUUAUGAUUUGACAAUAACUGCAAAAGAUGCAGGUCAGCCACCAUUAUCAUCUGAAAAGACAAUACGUGUUGUUGUGUCUGAUGUGAAUGACAACAGUCCAGAGUUUACACUGAGUCCAUAUACUUUCUAUAUCACUGAGGGCAACAACCCAGGGGCCUCAGUGUUUUCUGUGAAAGCCUCUGAUGGUGAUGAAGGAGAUAAUGCAGUCAUCUCUUAUCAUAUUGUCAGAGACAGAGAUGAACGCAGUAAAUUAACUUCAUUUCUAAACAUAAACUCAGAAACUGGAGACAUUGUGGCUCUAAAAAGUUUUGACUUUGAAACUUUGAAAACGUUCAAGUUCCAAGUUGUGGCCUCAGACUCUGGAAGUCCGUCCCUGAGCAGCAACGUGACAGUGAACGUGUUCAUUCUGGAUCAGAACGACAACGCUCCAGUCAUCCUGUAUCCAGUCAGCUCCAACGGUUCUGCUGAAGGUGUGGAGGAGGUUCCCCGCAACGUGAACGCAGGACACUUGGUGACUAAAGUCAGAGCCUAUGAUGCUGAUAUAGGAUAUAAUGGCUGGCUGCUGUUCUCACUGCAGGAAGUGACUGACCACAGUCUGUUUGGUUUGGACCGCUACACAGGACAGAUCAGAACACUUCGCUCAUUCACAGAGACAGACGAGGCUGAGCAUAAACUGCUCAUCCUGGUCAAAGACAAUGGCAACGUUUCACUGUCAGCAACAGCUACUGUCAUUGUCAAAGUGGUGGAGCCCAAAGAGGCUUUUGCAGCUUCUGAUGUGAAGAGUUCAACCAAAGAUGAUGGGGAGACUGAUGUGACUUUUUACCUGAUGAUCACUUUGGGCUCAGUGUCGGUUCUGUUCCUCAUCAGCAUCAUCGUGCUGAUUGCAAUGCAGUGCUCCAAGUCCACAGAAUAUACUUCUAAAUAUCUCCAAGAGGCUAAUUAUGAUGGGACACUGUGUCACAGCAUCCAGUACAGAUCUGGAGACAAACGCUACAUGUUAGUAGGACCCAGGAUGAGUGUAGGAUCUACUAUAGUACCUGGAAGUCACGCAAACACUCUGGUGCUGCCUGACAGGAGGAAAACUUCUGAGGAGGUAAGAUGAGCUUUUAUAUAUAUUUUCCUACUAUGAUAAAAAUAAAAAUAAAAUAAAAAAACAAAUGUCCUCAAUUUUUAUUUACCCUGCUAAAUUGAGUAAAAUAAGUUAAUCUUGAGUGUUGUCAUCAGAUUACAGCCCUUUGUUCAUUUCAGUACAUUUGAAUAUCAGUUCUAUCAGUGGAAACUGGGUUUUCGUAUAUUUAUUUUCAUCAUUUAAAAACAUUUUACAAUUGACAUUUACAUUUCAAAAUAUUUAUUCAUAAUUUAGCUUCUAAAAAGAUUAAUGACCUCACAUAGAUUUAGGCCUAUGACAUAGGCUUUAUAUAUACACGCAAAAUCAUUUAACUAUCUGUGCAUGGU
This is a messenger RNA of Nothobranchius furzeri (turquoise killifish), 5482 nucleotides long. The record is from RefSeq and is a predicted model, not a curated record. NCBI's taxonomy places the organism in Eukaryota, Metazoa, Chordata, Actinopteri, Cyprinodontiformes, Nothobranchiidae.